Messenger RNA from Exaiptasia diaphana, 1807 nucleotides. Bases 115 to 534 code for a protein of 139 amino acids. The transcript is spliced from 2 exons. The record is from RefSeq and is a predicted model, not a curated record. NCBI's taxonomy places the organism in Eukaryota, Metazoa, Cnidaria, Anthozoa, Actiniaria, Aiptasiidae.
GAAAAACUAUUUAAGCUUGCGAUUGUUAUACCACCUUUCAAUACUGAAGACACCGAAACUCGGUAAACCAGGACAAUCAAAACCAAAAAAAGCAACCCAAGUUACAGAGACACCAUGUGCGAUAUAGAUGAACUUAAAGAUCGGGUUGCUGCCUUAACAACACAAAAUGCGGAAUUGAUUAACCAAUUGAGGAAUGCAAUGGAUGGCAAAUUAGACGAUGUCAAAGACUUCAUGUCGAAACUCUCCAUUCAAGAUCAACCUUGGUUAGCUUCCGGCCUCCAAUCUCUUACGGGUGGGGCAUUGGGAGCAUUAGGAGCUGCAGACGCUGCUUCUUCUGCAUCGGAAUCCAUUGCUGAUGGUAAAGAACAAGCCAGUAAAGCCGCAGAUGACGCUGCUGCCACAGCAGAUAAGACCGCAGAGGAGGGCAAAAAGAAAGCUGCAGAAGCUGCAGAACAGGUUGAGGAUGGUGCUGAGGAUAUCAAAAAUGAUGCCAUCAAUUCCGCUGCAAGCUUGGCAAAAAAUUGGGGCUGGUAAUGAUCAACCUGCAACAAUUGAAUGAAACGUUCUUCAAAAUGCUUGCCUUGUAAUGAAUUUCAGUAAAUGUUUGUAAUAUAAUCUAAAUUAUCGAGAAACAAGAGACGUUUUCCAUAAUGACUAGAAAAGAAUCAAAAUGUGUUAAUCAUAAAUAUCAAUAUGAACUAAAAAACUGCCUUCCAUUAUUAAAUGUAUCCCUAUUACAGUUGAACCUCUAUUAAGCGAUCAACCCGAGGAAAUACCAAGUAACCGAUCAUAAAGGUUGACUGUGUCCAAAAGGGCUAGGUUUACAGUAAAUAUAUACGUAAUUGCAAAAGCAUUGUCCCGAGAAAGAGCUUUUCUAAUUGGGAUAUCAGUAAAAUCCAAAAGAAAGCGUUCAAUUGGAGUAGGCAUGGUCUUCUUUAGUUUCCUGGUUUCCUAAAUCUCUUCAUCUUUAUCGAGUUUAGGUGUAUAUGAGAACCUUAUUUUUGGGAAAAUAAUAAGUGACUGCUCAAGAAGUCGAGAAGAGUAAAUGUUAAAUGAUAGUUUUAGUUUUUUUUUUUUUUUUAGUUUUAAAAAUAAUAGUCGUUCGACUGUAUUUUACUAAAGAUCAGUCUCCCGCUUUAGCUUUUACUGAUCGCUUCCCUUUUUUUUUCCUUUUUUCCCUUUUAAUUUUCUGAUUUUAAUUCCGAUUUUGGGAUGAUGUGAAAUUCUUCCAGAAUAACUCCUUUUGACAGGCCUGGUUUGAGUUCUUGCAUGAGUCAAAUUAACUCAUUAGAUUUGACUGUGCAAAGAAAUUAUUUUGCAAAUGAUUUAUAGGAAUGAAGUCGAUAAUACGAUAUCAGCAGUAUACCGCAAUCCUUAGGACCUGCACACUUGGUCCUUCAACACUUUCCCAAAGAUGGACCUACAUUCCAUUGCCUGCUAACUGUUAUUGAGUGGACUGUUCCUACAAAAAUAGUGAUGAUUUCCUUGGAUAAAAAUUCUAAUGCAUUCCUAACUGGUUUAUCUUACUCACUUAAACUUACUCACGUAUGGGGGCUAUUGCGAUCGUUUUAUAGAAAUAUUAAAUUUACUUUUAUCAUUUCGAUAGCGAUCUUUUUCUAUUUUUUUUAUUUUUUUUUCCUGUAUUUGCUUAUCCUUGUUUUCUUUUUUUUUUAUGCAAUAUGACGGUGAUAGCGAUCAUUUUAUUCGCAGAAGGUAUUUGAUCAUAUGGUAUAACCUCAGAAUUCGUUAAAUCACUCUACAACUGACUGCCGCGUCAAUUCGUAAAUAAAAAAGAGAUCGAAUUCAA